Messenger RNA from Mobula hypostoma (lesser devil ray), 9751 nucleotides. It is a transcript of the gene gsg1l2b, whose product is annotated as gsg1-like 2b. Lineage: Eukaryota; Metazoa; Chordata; Chondrichthyes; Myliobatiformes; Myliobatidae. Bases 253 to 1170 code for a protein of 305 amino acids. The transcript is spliced from 5 exons. Gene Ontology annotation, cellular component: plasma membrane. The record is from RefSeq and is a predicted model, not a curated record.
UGUGUGAGAGAGAGAGAGAGAGAGAGAGAGAGAGAGAGAGAGCUCUGCGGAUUUCAGAGCGAGGAAAUGCUGCCUCCUAUCUGAGACAACCGCAACCCCAGUCACAGACACAACAUGUACCGGAUGGACCUGCGAACACCGGAGAGCUUCAACAAAUUGGUAAACGAUGGGCUCCGAACAGGCGGCAGAACAACACUGGACAUUUAAGAACUACAGGACGGAUGACUGUAUCUGAAACCUCCCUGCGCUAAAAUGGGAAUCGACAGGAGACACCGGGCGUCCUUAGCUCUUACUCUCAACUUUAUCGCCCUGGUCUUUUGUGUCACCGCCUUCAGUACCAGCUACUGGUGUGAAGGGACCAGGAAAGUAGUGAAACCUUUCUGUAAAACUAACUUAAAGGAAAAGCAGAACAACUGUAUCGAAUAUAACAGUCCGGGCAAUAACGACAGCAGCGUGGUCCAAUAUAGUUGGGAAACCGGCGAUGAUAAGUAUGUGAUCUGUUAUUUCCAUGCCGGCAUCUGGUUCUCCUGCGAGGAAAAUAUCAGUGGACAAGGGGAAAAAUGCAGAAGUUUCAUUCAUCUGACUCCACCUACUGAACGAGGUGUCCUCUGGUUGUCCAUUGUGGCUGAAAUCCUUUAUAUUCUCUUGCUGAUCGUUGGCCUCAGUCUCAUGUGUAUAGAGAUCUGCCACUACACAAAUGUGAUCGAUGGGUUAAAGCUGAACGCCUUUGCUGCUAUCUUUACAGUUCUAUCAGGUCUCCUGGGAAUGGUAGCCCACAUGAUGUAUACGACUGUGUUUCAGAUGACCGUCAACCUUGGCCCAGAAGACUGGAGACCACAGACCUGGGAUUAUGGGUGGUCAUACUGUCUGGCUUGGGGCUCGUUUACCUGCUGUAUGGCUGCAUCAGUGACAACAAUAAACACUUACACAAAGACCAUCCUCGAGUUCAAGCACAAAAGGAAGAACUUGGAGAGAAGCUUAAAAUCAAAGCCCAAACUGAUCGAGCAUGAAGUGCCAGCAGAACGAGUUUGGGACAGAUAUAUUAGCUCAGUACCCAGCUCCACAGAGGAGUUCCUUGACCUCUCCAGUAACGGUCGAAAAAUGUCUAGUGGCUCCGUCUUUGCAGAUUUGAAUGACAUCUUGGAGGCACAGGGUGAAGAAUACUGUUGAUUUCUGGGACAUCAUGGCAGAUUGGUCAGAGAUAUUACUUGCACAUUCUGGAAGGUUUUCUCUCUACAGUUUCCUUUUCCCCACAAAUUUGAUGAUGUCACAUAUCAGACGAAAUCAGUAUGGAAUCCUUGAUCAACUAUAGUAUCGUACUUUGGUUGGUAAAAAGCUCUGUCUAAGAGGGAGAUGGUCAUCUCUGACUGUUGGUUAUUUACACACGUUACAUGUUUACAUGCUGUAUGAAAGUGGCCCUCAUGCCUUCAGUUUCAAAACAUAUCUUAUAUUCCAUAGCCCGCAAAAACUGUUAAAGAAUGAGGUCUAAUUUGCGCUGUAGGGUAAACACUUAUCUUUGUAGAGACAGCCAACAAGCACUUUAUGGGAAAGUGUAUGAAUUAAAUAGAUACAGGAGGAUAAGCAUCAAUCUUCCACUAUGGGUGCUAGAAUCUAAACAAAGGAAUUAACUUUGCUCUCAGUGAGUGUCCUUGGAUAAAAUUAAUUUGACCAUAAUCCAGAAGUGCAAGUUGGCCUAAUUUGGCAUUUGAUAUGAAGUUCUUCAGCCAUCCAUGAUCAAGAGGUGGAUGAAAUUAUCCUUUGAUACCAUCUUUAGACAGCGACUAUACAUAAUGGAGCCAGCAAUGAAAAGGUGGCUUUUUCUCAAGUGGUUAUUGAGGUGUUAUACUGAGGCAGAAUGAAGAGGUACUGUACACAACCUAAACACACGUAAUACUGGCACUAACAAUCUGAAAGCGAAACAGUCCCCUGCCCCAGUAUUAAUGCUCUUCAUCUUUAUUAAAGAUGCAUCAUCAGAAGGCUCCCAAGGAUGACGUGGUCAUUUUGCGGAAUAUUGUUCCAAAAAAUGAAUUGUCUUCAAAAAUUUUCUUUUUUCAUCCAGAGGCUACACAAUUCUAGAAGUUUUCUGCUCUAGAGUUCUUAUUAGUAGACAGUACCAUAAAUGAAAAGGAACAGUACAGAUUGUCAUUAGGUUAGAAUGAAAUGGAUAGGCUGUACACAUGGCAACACUACCACCACCACCACCAUCACCACCAUCAUUAUCACCAUUAUCAUCAUCAACAUCACCAUCACCAUCAUUAUCACCAUUAUCAUCAUCAACACCACCACCACCAUCAUUAUCACCAUUAUCAUCAUCAACAUCACCAUCACCAUCAUUAUCACCAUUAUCAUCAUCAACACCACCACCACCAUCAUUAUCACCAUUAUCAUCAUCAACACCACCAUCACCAUCAUUAUCACCAUUAUCAUCAUCAACAUCACCAUCAUUAUCACCAUUAUCAUCAUCAACACCACCACCACCAUCAUUAUCACCAUUAUCAUCAUCACCAUCACCAUUAUCUUGAGAAAGAGCAAGAUAGCUUAAUAGCAUCUGGGAGCCUAGUUAGAGACUUAGCUGUGGGGUUUAUAGAGAGACCAUUCAGACCUGCUGGAACUUUCACUGUGUUUUUGGUUCUCAAGUGUUGUAUCAUCUUGGAAUUUAGAUUUCAUUUGCUGCUCACUGUGGAUUUUGCAUGGUCUCGUACAGGAAAAUCUGUACCUUCUUUUCUAAAAUAAUAAUAUCACAAAAAAUGAAGACCUGGAAAAGUAAUCCAACUCCACCAUUGCUCUGAAAGAAGUAAAUUUGUAUUGACCUUGCCCAAAAUCAAUGCCCAUACCAGAAAUAUUCAAUCCCUCCAUUUAAUCCAGUAAAAAGUCAUAAUCUACCUUUUCACUUCAUGAAUAAAGGGGAAUUGUUCAUUCAUUAUUUUGUAAGUGUUGCAUCGUCAGUCACUUAUUUUGUAGCAUUGUCUAAUUAUAUUUAGAAUUUCCAGCAAUGCCCAAAUUUUUCUAGUUUAUUCCUUAGUCUCUUAAAUUAUUUCUCACUCGGUUCCAUUGUGACAAGGCCCGUCGAAAACUGGAAGUGAAAAAAUACCAGUCACACAUUCAAUGAGUCCCACAAUCUACAGUCUUGUGACCAUCCCUUUACUGUUUAUUGCAGCACAGUCAAUUCAUGUUGAUGCUUCCCCAGUGUGAAGGAAAUAGAUCAACAGUUUUCCUUUGUCUUAAUAAUUUUGUAUUUUUCCAUUCAAAUUGUUCAAGAGGUACUGUGAUUUCAAGCAGAAUGACAAUCUGACUGGGAUAAUAACGAAACACGGAAGAGCCUGUGCAGUUGAUAGAUAGGUUUCAAGAUAAUAAUUGGUUUCAGAUCAUUGAAUCAUUGGGUGGUGCAGAUGGGGAAUUGCUCAUCCAUAAUUUCAGUAGAUUUGUCUACUGAAAUACAAUGAAAAGCAAUUUUAAUAUGAGAUUUCAGAACUGAGACUCCUUAGCUGAAAUGGGAACCAAACAUUUUGAAUGUAUCUUCAAGUAAUACUGAGAAUCUCUAUACAGAAUCUAUACAUUACAGAGAACAUACUAAGGAUGGAAACUUGCUCAGUCCUAAACUAGAGCAUUUUAUCGGAGAAUCAGACAUGUUAUUGUCGAAUAGAUUGCCAUAAUCUUCAUUCACAAGGUGUUUAGAUCUUUGUGUGAUCAUUUUAAUGUGUUUUACAAGAUUUUAAUACCUGAUACAAUAUAUCUAAGGAUUGUGAAGAAGGGAAAGAAGUAUUAGAUAUCAGUGUCCUCCAACUAUAGUACCUAUUUUAUCACUUAAAAUAUGUUUAUUUCACACUUUGACCAAUUUACCAAGGCCCUUCACAGAAUUAUUAUAAUACUGAAUUAUAAUAUUGAGUCAUCAAAGAGGAACAGUUAAGAAUGGAGGGGUGAAGAGAGAACUGGAACUGGCGGAUGUCAGAAUGUGCAGAGCAAAGUUGUGAAUCCCUUCAAACUUCUGGAAACUGGAGCUUGUGAUGUUUGUCAUCAAUACUUUAGAAUAGUAAUGUCUAAAGAUACCUCUUAACCUUUGAACAAAGAAAUAGGUUUCAGUAGCAGACAGGCUGAUUAAUGUGUGGUGUUUUAGAAGUGGUGUAGAAAUACUGUCCAAAGCUUUUUUGGGUUUAAAUAUGGCACCAAAAUUGCAAAUAGCCUGGUUUAGUUUCACACAUAGGAGGAGAGAUGGUGUUGGUGACUGAAGAAUAGAAUAUAUGAUGCGAAGUGGAGACAAUAAUUCCACCCUUUGUCAUUAGUUGUCCAAGUGCCACCUUAAAUGCAGAUGAAAGGUCAAGAUAGGAAAACUGUACACAAUAGAAAUCUGGAGUAACACACAAAAUACUGCAUGAACUCAGCAGGUCAGGCAGCAUCUGUGGAGGAAAAUGUACAAUUAACACUUUGGGCCAAGACCUUUCAUCAAGACUGGGGGGGUGCGGAUUAAGAGAGAUAGUAGUGAUGUAGAUAUAGAUGACACCAACAUACAAAAGGAAACUGAAGAUGUUUCCAGAUCACUACUACUACCAUCAAACAGGAGGUACAGAAGCUUUACAACUAUACCAUCAAGUUCAGGGACAAUUAUUAUCCUACAACUAUCAGGCCCCUGAACCAGUAUGAAUAACUUCACUCACCUCAUCACUGACUGCACAACCUAUUUACUCAAUUUCAAGGACUCCACAACUCAUGUUUUCAAUACUUUUUAAAUUUAUUAUUUGCACAAUUUAUCUUCUUUUUCACAUUGGUUGUUUAUCCAGUCUUUAUUAAGAGUAGGGUUUGAUAAAUUCUAUUGCAUUUCCAUAUUUUUCUAUAAAUACCUGAAAGAAAAUUAAUUUCAAGGUAUUAUAUGGUGGCAUAAACAUACUGUGAUAAUAAACCUGCUUUGAAAUUUGACUCUUGUCCUUGGACACCAUUGUAUCUUCACCAAUUUCUAUUUCCAUGCCAAAGGUCUUGAAUAUUUUAAGCACUCUUCUAUCACAGCCCUGCCCCCGCCAAAUUAAUCCUCACUUUCCUGAUUUGAAUCCCUCCAAUCAGAAUUCUGCUGAAGACUAGCAACAACUGUUCAACUUCAAUUCAACUAAUUUGCCACUAUCAACUGUGGCAAACUCCUAAAUUAAUCCCUGAGCAGUGUAAUUUCUGUUAGUAAUGUACUAUGCUGCUGUUGCAAAGAGCUAAUUUUCAUGUCAUUUAUACCCUAGGUAUAUACAACUUUAUGAAUGUUCAAUAAGCUUGAAUUUCACAAUAAACUUGACAUUGAAUAAAUAAAGCUGGAUAAUCUCAGACUGGAAAGAUAGUAAAAUUGUUCCAAAGACUUGACAAGAUCCAAACUUAAUUUUCAUAUCCUCUCACUUAUUAUCUUUAACCUUGACUCUAUUCCCCAAAGCUACAAUUCACUUCACUUCCCUACUGGUACCAAUGUUAGCCAUUAACUGAGAUAAAUUGAAUUUUAAGAGUUGUUAUGAGACUUAAGCAGAAUUCUGAUUGGAAGGCUUCAACCCAGGAUAAAUGAAACAAUAAGAGGCCUAGGGAGUGUGAUCAGGCAGAACAGCUUUCCAUUAGCAGAAAGGAAUAAAGCAAAACACAUUACACUUUAUUUCCUUUUGCAUGCUGGUGUCAUCUGCUUCAUCAUUGCUGCUACAUCUCUUCACCCUUCCUCUGCCUCUAAGCUGACAGAAGGUUUGUCUGUUGAAUUAUUGGCUUUAUUCCCCAUUGCAUCUUCUCAGCCACCAGAUCCAUCCCUUUUCCUGAUAGUUAUAUGAAACUGAACAUGACAACUGCAAACUUGGUGCCAAGCUUAACCCAAAAUGAGCUUUGAAUUUAAAGAAAUUAGUAGAAGAUUGGAGAGAUGUUGAAACUGCCUGGGUGGGAAGUAAAGGCAGGAAUCUUCAUCAUAUUUAAAAAGAGAACUAAUUUACCAUUGGCUACAAGGUUGUGCGUCAGCUGCAGAGAAGAAGUUGGUGCCUAAAUAGCUUUGUUUUGGAAGUCAUGGAUAGGAUGGGCUGAAUUGUUCACUUUCGUACAAUUAAUUUCUUUGAGCCUACAACUCUUUCUCCCCAAUAUCCUUUCCGUAGUUGAAGAGCAGGCUAAUAUAAGAUUGUUAUUCUUGAAUCAUAAAAGACUUCCAAAAUAAUUGACCAAAAACAGUGUAAAAUUAAUUCAAGCAUUUUUAUGGAAGUUCCUUUUACUGAGAAUGGAAUCAUUAAUAACCUGUACAGUAUAUACUAUAUUCAAGUUUGACAAAUGUAGGGUAAACUGAAGGUGGGAUGGAACAGUGUAGAUGGGUGAUUGUUCUUGUACCUACAAUGAGACGGUGCAAUCUGUGGCCGCUUAUAUAAGAUAUAAAUUGAGAUGUAACACAGACCUUUUUGUUUUCAUGAUGGUGUCCAAAGUUCAGCUUUCAUAUAUUGCACCAUGACUUGACCAAUUUCUGAGUUGUUUUUCUAAGAUGCCAGUUGUGUCCAAUUCAGACUGGUUUAUCAUGUAUCAUUUGACUUGAAGUUCCCAAGAAAUGUGAGAUGAAAUACUUACACCUAUGUCUAACUUAUAGUUUCAAAGAAAUGCCAGCACUGAAAUGACAAUACACUACCAAAUGAUGAAACCAAACCUAUCAUUUGUGCUGUUGUGAAGUCUCAUAAUAUGAUCAUUCUUGGUAUGAUCCUUCUUCAGAUCAGUUAACCUAAUUGGACAAUUAUUGACAUGUUUACAAUUAAUAUCUGAUUUCCUGGCUAUCAGAAAGUGAUUUAAUUUUGCAUUAUCUGGUAUAGUCUGCCAGUGCUUUAGAGUCAAACUUCAACUUAUUGUGAAAGGUGAAAGAUUAUGCUCAAUGCCCUAAAAAUGAAGCUGAAGAGCCUAUACACCAAGGAUGUACAGAGCAUCAUCUACUCUUCCUUCUGGAUAGUUGGGUCCAUUUUUUUUUAUUGGGUCCCAUCGUACUGAGGUAAUGUGACUUACUAUGCAACACAUCAGCUCAGUCACACUCAUUCAAACUCUGUUUCACAAUAUUUUUGUAAUUUUAGUGGUGUAAACGUUUCUGAGCAAAAAUGGAACAAAGAAUUGCUUUUGUAAAUACCAGCAAAUGGAUGGUUAAUAUUAAGUAUGUACUGGUACAAUUGCACCACCUGCUGUUGCUGCUUAUGGCAAUUCUCCAUUCCCAUUUUCUAAAGAAGUUCGCCACUAUGGGCUUGUUAGACUUGGUCCAAUCAGUUUCCAUCUGGGUCAGAAGUUACUGAUAAUCCUUUCCUGGUGCACUUAAGUUCUGUUGUCACUAGAUCACUGAAUAAAUCAAUUGGUGUCUAUUGCAAUAUGGAAAGGGAAGGUUUACGAGGGAACCUCUCCCAGCUUGUGUAGGUCCCAGCUUCUUCUCCCUCCUGGGCUUCAUUGAUGAGGAUUCUUAUGUUUGUCAGCCUUCCCUUCCUUUGCUGAAGCUCUGGAAGGUGGUGGAAUACUCAUGCCUUAUAUUCAAUACAUUUAUAUUUAAAUCUAGCAAAAAAAGUUAUUGCUGUGCACAAAGUUUGCUUUUCAAUUUGGAUUAGUCCUAUUGAAAAUGUCUAUUUGGUGUGUAAUCUAAUAUGUAUCUCACUGGGAAUAUUUAUGUGCCACCAAGAUUUUGCCGUUAAAUACCUUCUAGCAAUCCCAGAGAGUGUGUGUUAUGUAUAAGCUGACAUAUAUACAAGAUGAUUUCAUUAGGUUUUGUAUAAUAUUUCUAAGAGAGGUGCAAACAGCUGUAAUGUUUCUCGCUAACAAGUAUUAGACCAAAAGAAUCCAGCUUGUACCUUUAACUUAAAUCAUCAGAAAUGCAUCAGAUCAUUAUACUUGUGUGAAAGUUUAUCUUAGGUGUGCAACAUCAGAUGACGGGAACAUUUCUUUUAGUGUGCAAUCCUUUGAUUUUGCUAUACCCUUGAAAUACAUUGAUAGUUAUGCACCUGGUACUAAUCCAUAGUCCAAAUUUAUAUAAGUAGUAAAAGUCGCUUUAAAAUGCAUUUAGAGUACAAUAGUUUUGUGCAGUCCCCAUGUGUUUGGCAGUUCCCAUUAUCUUAGAAUGUGAGUGUCAAUCUUGCACUAUACUAUCCUGGAAAGACUCAACAUUACUUAUUGCAGGAAUUCAAGCACACAGAGUUCUAACCUGAGUGUGAAGUUGGGAAGAUAUGUUCCUUCAUAACGUUACUACUGUUUUGGAGAUCCUGAGCAGAGUGAGGGAGUGUGCCUCCAACCAUAAGCACAUGCUAAAUAUUGAAUUAAAAUUCUAUUUCAGUGUCAGGAGAGGACAGGUCUGUCUCUGGCCACUGUGUGUUAGUGAGGUUAAAAGGCAAUGCUCUCAUGUUAGCCAUAGCCUAUUGACAACACACUUGCCUUCCAAUUAGAAGAUCCUGAGCUUAUGUCACAUUCCAAAUAAUGCAACACGAAAGUCUAAAAUGGCAAUUGGGGAGAUUUGUGCACUGUGGGAGGAGCCAGAUUUCUUAUGACAUUUUUUAAAUUUAAGGCCUGUCUAAUCCUUACUAGUAUGUACAAAUGAUCCCUUACCAUUAUGCUUAGAAGAGCAGGAAGUUCCCUAGGUGACCGGAGCAUUAUUUAUCUCUUAACUGAUAUCUCUAAAACUUAGCUGGGAAUUUUCACAAUGGCGUCUGUACACUUUCACCCCCUCUGAAUGCUACAUUAGAGUACAAUAGAACAGAAUGCAUUUUGGGCUUCCUGCGAACGUGUUUGGCGUUGUGUAAAUGCAAUUUCUUUAUUCUUAAUGUACCAUUCCAGUGAAAGUGUGGUGAAAUUAUUCAAAGCAUUUCAGUCUAAUCUUAAAAAAAAACUGCAGAAGCUGAAAAUAUGAAAUAAAAUCAGAAAAUAUUGGAAAAUAUCAGCAGGUCUAUGGAAAGAGAGCAGAAUUAACAUUUCAGGCCAAAACACCUAAGAUACAAAAUAAGUUAAUUAUAACAUACGAAAAGGUUGAGUUGGAUUAGAUAGGAAAAAAGGGGAAUUUCACUGAUAGGGUGAGACCAGAGUUGUGGAUGUGACAAGCUAUUAAUGAAUUGAUCUGUUUGAAGCCACAACUUUAUCAAUAGAUUGUUCCCUACAGUAAACCUAGUCUCACCCUAUCAGAGGUAUUCCCUUUUGACCUAUCCAUCUCCAAUCCCAUUCACUCUGCAUCCUGUUUCACCUUCUUACCAGUUCUAACAAACUGAAAUAUUAACUUUGCCUCUUUUUCCACAGAUACUGCCUGACCUGCUGUGGGUUACCAGCAUUCCCUGUUUUUGUUUCCAUGAUAAAUGUCUCUCAUAACAAUGUCAUUAACACAGAGAGGGCAUAAGAAGUAUUCUUUCCCACCAUUCAAAAAACAUUUCUGUCCUUUGGUCAGCUUUCGUAAAUCUCACCCAACUAAUGAUCAAAUCCUCUUCCCCCUCUCAAUCAGGAGAGAGCAACACAGGCAAGUGCAUUAUAUAAAUGAUAUGAACUAUGGCCGGUCACUCUUGUGUUAAAAUUCCACUCUAUGAUUUAAAACAGAAUAAUUAUUUGAUCACAAAAUUUUCACUGCCAUUUUUUCUGGAAUUUAAAUAGCAAUGUGUAUACUUAUGGGCUUAAAUUAUUGUAUGUACUUUCUAAAUAUUAAAUAUUGUUUAUAAUAUAUAAAUGAUUACUUUUCAGUAGUACAUGUCACUGUAACUACAUAUUGAUCAAACCUUCAUGUGAAAAAGUUUCAAUGUUUUUAUGUACAACUGUAUAUUUUUCAGCAGUGAUCAGUAAA